AUGACAGUCACGCGAAAGAGCAUCGUACAGUUUGUUCUGCGCCUUUUUCGCCGAUUCAUUGUUUGUCUUCGUCGCACAUUCAAGCCGUUUAAUCGAGCAAUGGGUGAAAGUUUUGUGGUAGUCUUCAAGGCCGGUGGUUAUGCAGUUUAUGUCCUAUUUUUGUUGCUUGGUGCAUAUUUGUUGAAUCAACUUGACAGGUACGCUUUGGCUGUAUCAUCUCAGCCCAUGGCUCACGACAUUAAGUUUGGAGAUAAAGGAUGCCUGCCUUACAACUCAUCCUUUUCAAAGGAUUACAAAAAGAUUUGUGUCGAAAGCGUAAAGGAUAGCAAUGAACCGGAGAAAAACCAAACUGCGUAAGUAUACCAAGGUUUUAGCUGCUUCUACUUUCUAGACUCUUUCCUGCACGUGUUUUGAACAGUGAGUUCGUUACUCAUAACUAUUUUACAGACACAUGACAAACCUGUGACCGUAAAAUUUAUGUUCAGUUGUGAAAAUGAUGACUGACGCAUAGAAUUUUGUUGGAUAUUUAGUAGAAAUCAGAAACCAUCGCGUGAUUUUGGAACAGUACGUGCUCUUGUGUUACGUAAGAAAUACCAUGAUGGUGUACUUUCUGUGUCGGGUCAUCUUACGCAGAAAGUUGUUUCGUAACAUUCGGUGGUAAUUGUUGUGGUUAGAGGGUUGCAAAGGGCAAUGCUGGGUUGACUGAAAAUUGUUUUGCAACGUCUAGGAGUGAUUGUUGUGUUAAGCAAAAAAAUGCUGUGUUAACUGAAAGGCUUUCACUUGUGAUGUGUUACAUUUUUCAUCCACUCCCCAAAAGUAUCACCCUGCAAGCAAAGCCCCCUUUUGUCUUCUUGAAUGCAGAGGAAAAAGGGAGGUUCUACCUGAAUAGUGUCACAGACUCAAACCCAGUCACAAUUUGUGUGUUUUGGGGGUGAGAGAAGAUUGGGGGUUAGGUUGAGGCACGCGCGGGGUCUCAUGGGAAGGGACAAAGGAAAAAUAGCGAUGAAGAAUUUCUCGAGUGUGCCAAAAUUGAGCAAGUUGAAAGUAAGGCUCUGUCAGCAGGGUGCAAGAGUAUUUGCUACAUCUGUAGUUUGUUUAUAGUCAAAUUUUUAUGUGACUUUUGGUAAGGCUCUGUAAUGCAAAAGGUAUGAGGACUGAUACUGUAUUAAUUUAUAGAGUACCGAAGUGAUGACGUCAUAAAAAUGAAAUUUGUAAAAUUAUGGGAUUUGUUAAGAUAUUCUGAAAGAACAACGUCCAAGACGCCUACUCGCCAAAAAUUAGCAAGUUAUGCUGUGAUAAUUCCAUACAAAUCCUUCUAAAUUUAGCUUGGUUCAUAAGAUUAGGAACCAGGUAAGAUUUAGAAGGAUUUGUAUGGAGUCAUCGGAGCAUAACUGGGCUAAUAUCUCAGAGACUAUCUGCCCCAAAUUGCUAAUUUUUGGCGAGUAGGCGUCUUGGACGUUGUUCUUUCAGAAUAUCUUAACAAAUCCCAUAAUUUCACAAAUUUCAUUUUUCAUGAUGUCACACUUCGGUACUCUAUUCAGCUACACGUAUAAGCUGAACAAUUUGUACACAAAUUAGUGCUAAAGUUAAGUGAAAUUUGAGCCCAAGAGGUGGUCUCAUCUCUUAGCCAAAAGUUUUUGAAAAAAUUAUUUUCAGUGCAUUGAAACUCUAAUAACAGGGGAUACUUGUACCAUAUUCACUUAUAAGCCUAGCAAAUAGCAGUAAAAGAUCUAAUAAUUAGUAGUUACGCGAUCAAUUAUUGAGGGGGGCAUUGGGGUAUAUUAGAAACCGCAAAACUGAAGAAAAAAAUCAUCCAAAACUGCAAAAAAAUUCGGCCAAAACCGAAAACCGCAUACAAAACCAUCAAAAAGCGAUACAAUGGUGACAAGUGAGACAUACAGAGCAAACAAAACUAACACUAAUUUCACUGAGCUGAGUCGACGCUGAGGAAGCUAACCGGUACAAUUAGUUCCUUUUCAGUUUUACAUGGCAGCAAGAACUUGCUCUAAGGUUUAAUGUGGUAAUAAACAGAUACUCAAAAAAGCAGUCGAUUAUUGAACCUCACUGCCCUUCCAAAAACCAAAAACCACGUCGGGUACCAAAACUGAAAAACUGCUAGUAUUUUUCACGAAAACUGAAAACCAGAUGCUAAAAAACGAAAAAUCCACAAACCGCAAUGACCACCAAAACCAAAAACCAAAACUGAAAAAAACCGAAAAACCGAUCUAAAAAUAAAAAACCGAAAAACCGAUCUAAAAAUUAGCCAAAACAAACCUUAAUGAAAAUCAAAACAGGGAGGCUCCCAAUGUCCCCCCUUUAAAAUACCAUUUUUCAUUGAUCCCUUCUCACAUACCUCGUUUGGAACUUGGCAUCCCUUUUUAAUAACUGCUGUAAAAGCUACAAACCUUAAUCAGAUGGGGGCAGGGGUGAUAACUCCUACACCGAAAGAGCUAACGUUCAAAUUUUCUGACUUUUCCUAAAAUUUAUAACAUUUUGGUAUAAUUACAUGUCCAGGCUUAAUCAUGUUGCCAUGGCAACCAGUUUCAACCCAUAGGUUUUGGAAAAUUUAAAAAAUGGUGAUUUUUUUUUGUUUUAAGAUCCUGUUUGUUUUCAAAAUACCAUUUUCAUCAAAAUGUUUCAACAUCGGUUCCCCUCUAUUUUCAAAAACACUUCCUCAUUUUUUUUGGGUAAUAAACAUUAGUUUGAACUUUUCAUCCCUUUUGAACUGCUUUAAAUUAUAAUUUUAACAAAAAAACGCAUUCCAAGAUGGCGGACAACCAUUUCAAAUUUUAAAUUUUAUUGCUUCAUUGUUUUUCAUUUUCCUUGUUACUAGUUCAUAAGGAACUUUAUAAAUAUUAUUGAUAUUUUACCAUAAAAAUAAUAAGUAUUCAUCUGUUCAAAACUGCCCAUUUGUGUAAAUUUCGACCCUAGCAUUAUUGGUUCCAGAGAUACAGAGGGGGGUCCGAGUCAGUCACAGAUUGACCAAAAAAAAGCCCAGUCUGAAUAGGGUUAAAUAGGAACUUUACCCAAAUGACAGAUUUUUCUACCCUUUCGUAUAGUUCAAUGAGUAAAAUCCCUACCCUUUGAUAUACCUGAAGCUUGAAAAAGGUACCCCUUUCAAGCGGAGCCUCCCCGUAUAGGUCAUUAUAGGGAGUACCCCUCUGGCGUGAUAACUUAGCUAAGCACAGAAAUUCAGUCCCAAAUUGUCAAAAUAUCUGACAAAAACAGGGCUCACAAUUAAAAUUACACAUUGGUAAGCCUUUUACAACAAGGGAAGGUCUAAAACAAAUGAAAGAUGUCAAGAAAUGUUUGAACAAUCCACCUUGUUUGGUCAAACACGUCCUUCAAAACAUUUGCCUGGUCACUUAGCACGGACAAAUGCAACACAAACUGCUGUGGUUUGUUUUGAUUAUAAGGCGAUUUCUGUGACCAUUUGAAGCAUACAUGUAAUGCAAUGAAGAUUGAUAGCAGUGAAAAACCCAAACAAUAGUUGUUUAAAACUUGGAUCGUGUAAGCUGUUUAUGUCAUUUAGUCAACCCAUUACGCGAACCGUUCAGAAAAUCAAGGCAAUCUGUUCGAACACUUUCUAAAGCUGUCAGAAAUUUUUGCCUACCAGUUAAAAGUGUUAGUCACACUAUUCAAACGCUUUGAAAAGCUGUUUAUUAGCCGUUUGUUUUUGCCCAUUUAACGGGAAAAUGUCAGUGUAUAUUUUCCUGGAGAAGAUCACAUUUGUUUUGAAAAUGUUAGGUUUCACCGUAGUCAAAAGUCUCGUAACGAAUGGGUCUCGGCUUAUAGCAGGGUGUUUUUGAUUUAUUUUUCAUUCGUAGUUAUAUUGAUUCUAUGCAUUCAAAGUUUAGGGUCUCGGCUUAUGGCCAAGAUCAGCUUAUAGCCUGAAAUAAAUACGGUAGAUAUUACAGUGAAAUCAGUUGUAUGGGGCCACCUUUGAAGAAUAUGUGUAUGGCAGAACAUCGUGGAGCUUGGGGAAGGUAGGUGGCCUGUAAAAUAAUAGGGAUGGAAGGGGGAAAGGAAUUGAGUAAAUUGCUGGUUUUCACAUGGUGCCACAUAAAUACAACAAGUAGGCAGGGUAUAAAACAGCCAGGGAUCUCUUUUGGUUCUUUUUUUUCUUCUCUUUUCCUAUGAAAGUACCAGGGGGCCACAUUCAUAGUAGCCAGGGGAAAUCCCCAGCCCCCGCCUCUUAAUGACAGCCUUGUGUCAUCAAAAUUCAUCAUCAAUCCUCCUGAGUGUUCAAUUUAGUGAAGUAUUAGGGUAGCUAAUGCUUUACGUUUACUACUUUUACCACUGUCAGAUGGCAUGUGCCUUUAAAACAACCAAUGAGUGCAUGCCGCUGGAGGAAAAAAUCCAACUAAGAAAAGUCCAGCUGUGUGAUUUACAUGUAGAACCUAUCACAGAGAUCCCACUCAAACUGAGUGACAUUUGUAAGGUUUGAAUUUUAGAGGAAAAUAAAAUGUAUGGAAAUAUCAAAAAAGUUCACAUUAUCGUAAUACAAUGUGAUGAAUUCUUACAUGUAUGAUCAAAAGUCUUUUUACCUGAAAUGUCAUGUAUUGUCAUUCUUGCAACUAAAGCCAGUGAAUUAUAGUGAUUCGAAGGGUUUUGCGUUUGGCAUAAAAACACAUUAAUUUUGAUCUUAUUUGUGAGAAUUAUUUUCAUUGUAUUACAAUAAUGUGAACCUUUUCGAUAUUCCCAUACAUUUUCUCUAAAUUUAAACAUUACAACUGUCACUCAGUUUGUGUGGGCUCCCCGUGGUACCUAUUAUUGCUUGUUUUUUUUUUCAUUGAAAUUGAUGAAUAUAAAGCAUUGACGGAAAAGAAUAAUAAUUGUGUGUUGUGUUUCAGAUGUGAGAGGAAGAGAGCAGGAAAUUCUUCCCAACAUGUGUGUGUAUGGGAUUAUGAUGGAACAGGAAAUCAGUAUCAAAUUCUUGCUGGUCCAGUUUUCAUUCUUGUUUACACCAUCAGUGGCAUUCCUCUUGGGUUUUGUGCAGGUGUUUUUCAUCGCAGAAAUCUCAUAGUCUUCUGUCUUUUACUCUGGAGUGCCAUGACACUGCUCACUGGCUUUGCCACCAAAUAUUGGCACUUGGUUAUCACAAGAUUUAUUCUUGGAAUAGGGUAAGAAGUUUUUAUGCAUUAUCAAAAGAUUUGUUUGGUAUGUGUACUUAAAAUUGUUUCAUAAUAAAUAAAAAAUAGUAUUUAUUAAGAUUAACGACUACUGUUUUAUUUCAGGGAGGCCGGCUGUACCCCAUUUGCAACAAGUUUAAUUGCUGACUAUUUUCCAGAGGUGAGACCUUAAAGAUGAUAUGAAACUUAGGUUCCUUGGGCACAUAACACUCUUUUGUAGUCAAGAUGGAAGACCUGUGGAGUAAGAUCCAUCUGGAAGCCAAGAGCCUGAGAUGAGCAAGACUUGACAUUUACUUCCCGACUGGAAAAUUGACAAUUUAUUAUAUUCUUGUUAUGUUUGUCUUUCUUGUAACAAGUUGAGCAUUGUGGCAGGCAUGAAAGUUAUGUGUAAUUAAAUUACAAUUAAUUAAUUAAAGUUAGUGAUCGUAAUGUGCCCCCUUUUCUUUUAUUCUCUGUAUUUAGACGUUACGAGGAGCUGCCCUUGGCGUUUAUAACUGGGGAAUUUAUAUCGGUUACAGCAUGGCAUUUGCAUUUGGCAACUUUAUAACUCAGGCUGAUAUUGACGGUAAAGGAUGGAGGUGGGUGUUUUGGAUUGCCGCCAUGCCUGGGUUUGUCCUUGGAAUCCUUAUGCUUUUUACGUUAAAAGAACCAGCAAGGAGUGAGAGAGGAGAUGGAAAGGUUAGCUAUGUUUUCACAUUUUUAUGUUAACAUUUCAUUGUCCAUGUGCACUCAGCUAUCAACACUAUCUACAGACUGUAUGCACUACAUGGUACUUCCAAAAUUGUCCUACGUUGAAACACUAUUAAAUUGUAGAUAGAGCCUCUGGUACCAGUACUGUGUAAUAUGUUACCACUUCCUGAAACUAAAGGCGAUCAUUUUUAGGAGUUGACAAUUAACAAAAAUAUCAUUUUUUUUAAAUCUCCUGUGAGUGAGCACUUGACACCUGAUCUGGUAUUCGACUGGUGCAAGUAAUAUUAUUGUGACAUUUGGUGCCACUCAAACAGCUGUCAAACAACUGAGUUUUGUUCUACACCAGCCACUGUUACUGACUGCCAACGUGUUAGCUCAGUUGACUUGGCAUUUACAGUUGCAUUUAAUAAAACGUUUACAGGUGUAAUUUACAAGGGAAGCCAAUGUCUUAGAAUCUGGCUUGACCAUCACUCAGAGUACUAGUAAAAUAACAGAGUGAAAUGUGCUGCCUUUUUUGCCCAUCUGCAAAUGGUUAGACUUUCUACUCUUCUUGGAUGAGGACUAAAACAUGUUACAGUGGAACCUCAAUAAUUAUUGAGGAUAAUUAUUUUAACGAAGUGCCAAGGGAGUGGGGAAAUUUGUUCGUUAUGUCGAGGGUUCAUUAUAUCGAACACCUCCAUUUAAAAAAUUUUGGGGAAAACCACCAAAAUGUCCGUUAUAUUGAGGUAUAGUUAAUGAUUAAUUGAAAAAACCCAGCAUUUCCGGAUCUGAAAAAUAUUAUAAUAACAUCUCAGUACCGAGUUAUACAUAGCUACGGCACUAGAAACUCAAGAACAGGCAAACACAUAAACACAUAAAUUUUAUCCUUGUUAGUCUGUUUGGCAUUCAUCUUUUAUCACAUGCUGACAUUUAAUCAUAAAUUUAUAUAAAGAAAUGACUAGGGACAAAAGUAACCUCUGAAAGUGAUCACUCCUGGUAUCUUUCUAUCAUUGUUCAGGGUUGUCAUUAAGAGCCGGGAGCUGGGGAUUUUCCCCGGCUACUAAGAAAGUGGCCCCCGGCUACUUUUAUUGGAAAAUAGAAGAAAAAUAGAACCAAAAGAAAUUCCUAGCUGUUUGAUUCCCCGCCUACUUGUUGUAGUUACCCGGCAACUUGACAUCUUAGUGACAACUCUGUUGUUUGUGGUAAUGGAGGGGGGUGGGGUGCACAUUGCAUGGGACCUAUGAAGGCCAUGUUUGAUUGUGUCCAUCCACAGCAGCAGGUCUUUGCCAAGCAAAGCUGAUAUCAAGUAUUCAAAAACUGAUAGAUUUCUUCUCCACUUAGCUUGCUGAUAGAAAAAGAUGCCUCUGCAAAGCAUUUGCAUUAACCACUAGUAGUUAAUGAUGAUUGAUUAUCGAGGCCCUGUUAGGUUUAAAUUCCAGCAAGCAAUGUGGCUUUGAAACAGCAACAUACAAAUAGACGAAAAUGGUGACAAACAACAGAUUGAUGGAUCGAAUAGUGACUGGGACAUAGCCUACUCCUCAGUAUGUGAGAUUACUGUAUUUGAAAUCCAGACUAGGGAUGUAUGUACCCGAAAGCCACUGAAAGCCCCCUCCCCCCUCCCUGCUAAGAGGGGCUCAUUACCUGAAUUUUGUACAACUGAUAAAGGCAUUCCAAUAUUUUCAGUUCUUGUAUGCAUGUUGCCAUUUUUAUGUGCAAUAAGGUUAAUUCUACCACUCUCUUAAUAGAGUCUUGUCGGCCACUCCAGACCAGAGCUACUGAAGCAGAAGAUAAUAUUGCUGUGUAAAACAUUUGUGCGCCCUUCUUUGGUGAUUUUGUUUCUUGCUGGAUCCAUAAGGAAUGCUGGCGGCUAUGUCUGGGCCUAUAACACUCAGCCUUACUUUAACAAAUACUUCCCAAAUACCAAUGUUGGAGAAUACAUGAGCUGGAUUCCUCUAGUGGGUGGCAGCCUGGGCGUGGUCCUUGGAGGUUUUAUCUCAGACCGAAUCAUAAAGAACCGAGGAUUUUAUGCAAGAGUCUGGGUAUUGGUAUUUAGCCAGGUAAGAAGUGAUUGAUAAUUAGAAUACUUCAUGCAUGUUUACUUCAAUGAAUCUUAUUGUUAACAUGAAUAGUUGACAUAGUGGUGUAAAAAUAUAUUUUUCAAAUGCCGUAAUACAAUACUUACUUUUAUUUUCCCCCAGGUGAUCGCUGCCCCGUUUGCUGCCGGAGCUCUGUUUCUAAAACCUCCGUAUGCUUUUAUCAGUCUCAUACCAUCCAACAUCAUUGGUGAAAUGUGGGUCGGAGUGACAUUAACAGUGGUUGUUGAACUUGUGCCAAACACCAUCCGUUCACCUGCGAUCGCCGGUUACCUUUUUAUAAUCUCAAUUAUUGGCGGUAACAUGCCAUUGCUUGUUCCUCCACUAAAGAGAGUAACCAGUCUGCGUACAGCAUUAUAUAUCCUGUUUCCUGGUUUGUACUUGCUUAGUUCAGUGCUGUUCUUGUUGACUGUGUUUUCCCUGAAGCGGGAUCUACGGCGUGCACAAGAGGAAGAGGACGUGAUACGGCCAUUAUUGCCCGAGACACCUGCGGCAGAAAAUCCUGGAAAACGAGUAUAAAUCUGUCAAAGUUAUACUAUAUUAUCGUAAAAUUCAUUAUUGAAAAUACAUGAUGCCUGCCUGGGGGUCACCCCUAUGGUAGUGGCUUAUAUAUGGAGGUUCUGCUCAAAAGGGCACCUUCUUAAGAUAUCAGUGUAUGAAAGGAUAGGGAUUUCACAAGUUGAAGUACUGAAUAUGAAACGGUGGAAAAAUCUAUAAUUUAAGUAUUUAAAGGGGCCUUUAAUUAAAAUGUUUCCAAGAGACAGGCCUUAUGCUCAUGAUGGCUCCCAAGCUUGUGACAUGUUGAUCACAUUAUUUCUCAUGUCUCCAUUAAAAACUGACCAUCUUUCUUUAUAUAUCACAGGCCUUAUGGUUAUAUAAUUUUAAUUUAUUAAAUGGUUACAUGAAAAUGACAAGACAUCCUGGUUAAACGAUUUAUUCUUAGUAAGAACGUAUGUUGAAGGGGUACCAUUUUUCAAUGAAAAGGAUACGAAAGGCGGAGCUUCCCCAUAUAGGACUGAGUAGUCCCCUCCUGGAGUGAAAACAUACCAUGGAUGUUGUCAGCCACGUAACAAUUUUAAAUACACUUUCAUAGUUAAGUUGACUUCUGAGGGCAUUCACACUAGUCCAUCACAUAACUCUCUACAAAAUGUUUUUUUAAUGUAGACCUUUUAUACUAUUCUAAUAAUAAAUCAGACUGUUCUGUUAUGCGUGCCAGAUCACCUUAAAUUGUCUUAAGCAGUCCGUUUGAGUGGUGUUUCAUUUAAACUCAACUGUUUCAAUACCUUUUGUUCUUUGCACGAUUUCCAUGUGCAAUCCGUCAGCUUCUGGUGAAUAGGCUAUUUCCGAGGUCCAAAAACUGUCGCUUUCAAAUGAGGCUUCAUUUGAGUUUUAUUUGCAUGAGAAUAAAAAGUCAUUUUCAUGUCAAUGGUUUCACACUUGGCCUCGCUUUGAAACAGAGGCUUGGAACAACUCAGAAAGGACCUAAUUGCUGACACUGCUCAUGUGUCAGGUUUUCAUGAAGCAUCACCCAAACCACGGCAGUUUAAAAACAUUCACCAUUUUCACAUAGACCAUAACUCACCUUGUUUAACCCUCAAGUUUUGCACAAUCAUUGUUAUAUGGUGGUCUAUGUGAAAAUAGUGAAUUGUGGUAUUUGAGAUAUUAUGAGUUCUCCCCCCCCCCCCAUUGUUUCAGUCAUGUUGCUAUAAAAAGUCCAUCUGAAAACCCAUGGAACCAAUAAGAUAACCGAGGGGGAGUAUGGCCUCCUUUACCUGCAUAUUAAAAAUGAUUCGGCCCUAGAAUCAUAAGUACAGUUUGUAGUUGACUCGUAGUUGAUCUGUCCCGCUAGCUCAUACUGUUUUUUAAUGUCUCGAUUACGCCUCCAGGUCACGCUAGUCAAGGUCCGUUCAUGACACUAGGUCAUGCAAUUCGGUUUCCUAGUUCUUCUCAGGUUACGGCUAUACUAUAUACUUUUUUUAAUCGUAGGGAGAAUAGCCGUGACUUUAAGCAGCUUAAUACCAAAUGAUAACGUUUUUGAAAAGUGUUAUAUAUUUAAUUAAUGUAACUGAAUCACUUCAACUUGAACCAACUAAGGAAAUCCUCUGCUGUUCAAUGAGUGACUUGCAUAUUCACUUCAAAACAGUGACGCUUAGAGAAAACUGCCUUUGGUUCGAGUUAACUGUGGUUCAUGGUUAUCAAAUUGCUGUGAUUAUAUUGUGCCUUUAAAGAUUGCUUAAGCUUUUCAACGUUUGGAAAAACAAGCAAUCUCGCUUCUGGAGAAAUCACUAUUAAAAACGUUUCAAAUUAC
Porites lobata is the source of this 10202-nucleotide messenger RNA. The record is from the annotation of a GenBank genome assembly. NCBI's taxonomy places the organism in Eukaryota, Metazoa, Cnidaria, Anthozoa, Scleractinia, Poritidae.